UUGUUGAUUCAAGAACUUUAUUGCGGCUUGCGAUUUUUUCGUGUGCUUCCGGAAAGAAAACAGCCUUUCCAUCUGCCCGUUGGGGAUCUCCCGCGCAGCCAACCCGGAUCCCGCAGGUAGCCCGCAGUGCAGCCCGCAUCCCACCCGCCCCACCGCCCAUCCCGUCCGGGGUCACCACAAAACUCGUCCCGUCUCUCGCCACCACAUCUACUUCCUUUUAGACUCACCCUUUGGUAUGUUCUCAUACUACCAACCUAUCAUGGCUUCCUCGUUAUUCAGCUCUGACCUUUCCGUCCACGAUAGUCUCCCACUGUUCGACCACAUGUCCAUCUCCGACACCCGGCCGCCCUGGCUGCCAAACAACCUGGAGACCCUGGUGUUCGAAAAGGGCCUGACCAUCCGCAUCAACAACCUCCGCGAGAGCCGGUAUCACUGCGAGAUCGUUGGGCAAGUGCUGGACGCCGUGCUGCAGCAGCUGCCCGCGUCCCCGCCGCCCAGCGACUUCGAGGUCCGCAUGGCCCGCCAGCACCUGGCCGUCGAGCUCCAGCACAUCCUCAAGAAGUGGUGCGAAGAGGGCCUGGCUAAGACGCUGGGCGGCUCGUUUCUCGGCAUGAUCUCGACGGGUAUGGAGGGAGUCGAGGGGCUCGGCGGUAUGGGCUCCGUGGGUGGCAGCACUGGAGGUAAUGGCGGCGGGAGAAAGGACCUCCUCGUCCGCUCGUUCCGGCCGCCGUCCUUAAGCCCGUCCAGCCCGUCCCUUGUGCCGUCGUUCAUCGACCGGCCGGAUCUGCAGGUGUAUCGUGGUGGCGGUGGCGAUAGCACGUCGUCGGCGCUGGUGCCCAUGAAGCGCGCGUCCGACGACGAUGAUCAGGCGCUGUCAAAUAAGUCGGGGAAGUUCUAUACGGGCGGAGAGGCUGGUGGCGAGAAGGAUUUUCGCUGCCCGUAUAAUGUUAGAGAUCCGUCGUCCCAUACCGAGUGUGCCAAUAAGAGGUUCCCGAAUCCGAGGAAGCUGAAGGAGCAUAUCUGGAGAUUCACCAAACCGUUCAAGUGUCCCACCUGCAACGAGGGCUUCGGUAGGGAGAAGACCAAGGCGAUCCACUGCCAGCAGCGCAAGGUCAAGUGCGUGCCAUCGGAGCGAGACGAGUACGACAACAGCUACGAGCAGCACCGAGACCGCCAGAUCGACCGGGCCAAGAACACACCCGAGAUAAUCGGCAUCUUUGAGGAGUAUGACAGGAAUUUCCUGACGACUUACGGCCCCAACCCAGAUGAUGCCCCGGAGACGGACAGCCCGGGAUCUGACGACUCGGGGAGCAUGACUCCCGUCGUCACCACUCCCGUCGUCACACUCCCUAGCCAGCACUGGCCGCAGAUACCUCAGCGGAGUCCCGCGCCCAUCCUCCGGAUCCCCCAGCCAGCCGAGAAGUCGGGCUACCCGACGCCGCCCGGCGACCGAAACCCGUUCAGCCCGCACCACGACAUCAGCCAGCAGUCGCUGGGCAUGGUGGGCGAGUGCAACAGUCCGUUCCAGUCCGGGCCCAUGGUGGGAUUUCCCGAGGCGGGUACAACCGCGCACGACAACAACCCGUUUAAUACCGACGGCAUGUUUUCGCCCUCGUCCUCGGCACAACACCAGCAACAGCAACAGCAUGGCUUUCCCCUCCACGCCCUCGAUAUCCCCGAAAUUGUCAUCUCGGAGAUGAACCCUACUAUGAACAGCCCAAUGACCCCAGCAGGCUUCAGACCUUCCAUGUUCCCCUUGGAAAUGGACAUGAGCGGCUCCUCGCCCACUCAGAGCCGGAGAACGUCCAUGGCGUUGGCUAUGGGCUCUCGCCAUCCCCCAUCCCGCCAGCAACAGCAGCAGCAGCAUCAGCGCCAGCAGCAACAGAACCAGCAACACCAGCAUCAACACCAACACCACCAACAACAACAACAUCAGCAGCAACAGCAAAAACAGCAGCAGCAGUACCAGGAACCGGACGCAUUCGAUAGUAUGCAGCAGGGAGAAGUCUACUCGCAGGGCUAUGGCUCGAUUCCACCAGUUCGGUUCCGCAUGAAGUUUUGA
Molecule: messenger RNA, 2062 nt
Organism: Tricharina praecox
Lineage: Eukaryota; Fungi; Ascomycota; Pezizomycetes; Pezizales; Pyronemataceae
Exons: 4
Coding region: 236-2062 (608 amino acids)
Source: RefSeq, a predicted model, not a curated record